Spirodela intermedia is the source of this 2677-nucleotide messenger RNA. NCBI's taxonomy places the organism in Eukaryota, Viridiplantae, Streptophyta, Magnoliopsida, Alismatales, Araceae. The record is from the annotation of a GenBank genome assembly.
AUGGAGAAGAAGAGUAAUCUCUCAUGGAGGAGGUUCUUCGCCUGCUACGGUAGAGUGGGGGACAGCCCCUCGGUGGCCGGCGGCGCCGUCCAUGCCAAGCAGAGAUCGCUCCGGCGGUCGUCCUUCUCCGACGCUAGCUUCAACGGCGGCGCCGCCUUCUCGCCGGAGGACCUCUCACUGUCCCUCGUCGGCGCUGACCUUCAUGUCUUCACGCUGGCGGAGCUGAAGACGGUGACGCAGCACUUCUCCAGCGGCCAUCUCAUCGGAGAGGGCGGCUUCGGGCCGGUGUACAAGGGGUUCGUGGACGAGAAGCUCCGGCCGGGGCUGAAGGCGCAGCAGGUGGCCGUGAAGCUGCUCGACAAGGAGGGCCACCAGGGCCACCGCGAAUGGCUGGUAAGAACGAUCCUCCGCCGGCGGCGCCGCCGUCGUCGGAGAGCGAUGCUCGUCAUUGACCGAUCCCCGCGCUGAUUCACCGCCGUUGGUCGUCUGAUUCCUCAGGCGGAGGUGAUCUUCCUGGGCCAGCUGAGUCACCCCAACCUCGUCAAGCUCAUAGGCUACUGCUGCGAGGAAGAGCACCGCCUUCUCGUGUACGAGUUCAUGGCCAGGGGCAGCCUGGAGAACCAUCUCUUCAGAAGUAAUGCUUGUUCCUCCCUCUGAGCCUCGCCUAUCUAUCUAUCUACCUACCUACCUACCUAAUCUAUAUAGCUAUGUCUAUCUAUCUAUCUACCUAUCUAACUAUCUAUCUAUAUAGCUAUAUCUAUCUAUCUAUCUACCUCUCUCUCUCUCUAUCUAUAUGUAUAUAUCUGUCUCUUCAGGUCUGCCAAUGCUCUUGCUGGCAGGAUUUUUCGCGUCGCUGCCUUGGAUGACGAGGCUGAAGAUCGCGGUGGGGGCGGCGAAGGGGCUAGCUUUCCUCCACGAGGCUGAAAAGCCCGUCAUCUACCGGGAUUUUAAGGCCUCCAACAUCUUGCUGGACUGCGUAAGCUCCUCCCCUCCCCCUUCUCCCUCCUUCCUCACUCCUCCACCUUCUUCUUCUUCAUCAUCAUCAUCUCGAUCUCUUCCCUCUUCUCCCUCCUGGUCUUUAGGAUUACAAGGCGAAGCUCUCCGAUUUCGGGCUGGCCAAGGACGGUCCCCAGGGGGAGGAGACCCACGUCUCUACCAGAGUCAUGGGCACCCAAGGCUACGCCGCCCCCGAGUACAUCAUGACGGGUACCCUUUCCUCUCUCUCUCUCUCUCUCUCUCUAAGAGUAGAAGUUACGCAUAAAAUUGGUUGACCAUAAUUUGGGUAGGCUUGACAGUUUUUCGGCGAUUUUAUUGGCACAACGUCGCUUUUAAUUCUCUUUUGGAAAGGUACCACAUUUGCAUAAAUAUUUGGAAAUAUAGCAUGGGGUUGACCUAGGGUCUGUAGCCUCGUGUACGGAGUUGGUGUGGCAACAGCGUGACCACGUUGAUCGGUCAACUUAUGUUGCACCAAGUAAAUAUGCUAGCCUUGCAUGCCAAGUUAAUUGAGGCGAGACCAUUCUCGUAACUCAUACGAUUUCAUUUUCUCUUCAGGUUAAUUCUGUCCUCUUCCGGGGGUUUACGUAUUCUUCCAGAACACAAUUCCAGAAUCAUCUUUUUUUAAAAUAAAAUAAAAUAAAUAAAAUCGACACGUGUGAUUUUGCUGACAACAUCCUCUUUUUUUUUUUUUUAUUCCAAAUUUAACCGAAGUUGGUGGGAUGUACCAUUUUGUUGUUGUUGUAAGAUAAUUUCCUGGGGCACGCCUGUUAAAUGUGCUGAUUUUGCGCAGCAAAUUUGAAUUUUUUUUUUUUGCUAUUAACUUGGGAAUUCUUUUUUUGAUUAUCAAAUUUGGAAUUAUCUUAGCUCGCUGACCCUUUUUUUCAUAAAAUUGCUAUUAGCCGAUGAGAUGAUCGAUUGCUUCAUUAAAUAUGCCAAACAAGGUAAAAAAAGGCCGAGCUGGUUCACGAGUUUUAUGGGAUGGAUGGUUGCAGGUCAUCUGACGGCGAAGAGCGACGUGUACAGUUUCGGGGUGGUGCUGCUGGAGCUGCUGUCUGGGCGGCGGUCCGUUGACCGGAGCCGGAACGGGCGGGAGCAGAAUCUGGUGGAGUGGGCCCAGCCGUGGUUGACCAACACGAAGCGGUUGGGCCGGAUAAUGGACCCCACGCUGGAGGGCCAGUACUCCCCCAGUGGGGCCCAGAGCGCCGCCGCCCUCGCCGCCCAGUGCCUCAGCCGCAACCCCAAGGGCCGCCCCACCAUGAAGGCCGUCGUAGACGCCCUCGAGCCCCUCCUCCUCCUCGACGACUUCCACGUCGGCACCUUCGUCUUCACCGUCUUGUCGCCGCCGGAGGAGGCGGCAGCGAAGGAAGCUCUGCCGGCGAGGAUGAACAGGGUUCUCCGGCGAGGGGAGAAGGAGGCGGCGGCAGAACCGCCGCCGGUGAGGAUGAACAGGGUUCUCCGGCGGGGGGAGGAGGAGGUUGCGGCGGGGGAAGCUCAGCCGGCGAGGAUGAACAGGGUUCUCCGGCGAGGGGAGAAGGAGGAGGAGGAGGGGGAGGAGGCGGGGCAACGGCGGCGCCGCCGUGGGAGUGGGCUCGAAGUGCGAUCUCCCAAGCCGGUAAGCGUCACCGACACCGCCGUCUACAGAAGCUCUCCCAAGGCCCGAAGCCGCGGUAGGGGAGCAUAG